AUGCGAAACCGGUGCUUCACCAUCUUCCUUCCCAACGUGGAGAAGACGUUUAUCCUCGUGUUGAGGGCAGAGCGACCGCUUCUUAUUUUUCUCCCGCACCAUUAUGAUAAUCUUUCUUUUCUUUUCUUUUCUUUUCUUUUCUUUCUUUCUUUCUUUCUUUCUUUCUUUCUUUCUUUCUUUCUUUCUUUUGUAUACCUGUCUCUAUCAAUGCCCGUCUCCUUUCUUUCUUUCUUUCUUUCUUUCUUUCUUUCUUUCUUUCUUUCUUUCUUUCUCUUUCUUUUAUCUUGUCAAUCUUGUUUUUCUCUCUCCACCAUUAUGAAAUUCUUUCUUUCUUCCUUACUUUCUUUCUUUCCUCUUGCUUAUUGCAUAUCUAUCUCUCCCAGCGGCUGUCUCCCUUCUUUCUUUCUUUCUUUCUUUCUUUCUUUCUUUCUUUCUUUCUUUCUUUCUUUCUUUCUUUCUCAAACAACUGCCAUGACUCGACAUAUUUUGCAUGAAUUUAAUUCUUUCUUUCUUCCUUACUUUCUUUUCUCUUGCUUACUGUAUAUCUGUCUCUAUCACCGCCUGCCUCCCAUCUUUCUUUCUUUCUUUUCUUUCUUUCUUUCUUUCUUUCUUUCUUUCUUUCUAUCUGUCAAGAUCAUUCAUUUUUUCCCUUCUUUUGUUUCCUCUUCUUCCUUCUCUUUUUCCCGAACUUUCGCUUUUAUUGUCUACCCGCUUUUUUUAACGUUUCCUUCUUCUUUUCCAUUUCAUUUUUAUUUAUUCCUUAAUUUUCUUCAUUUGCCUCUUCGUUUUGUUUUUUUUCUCUUCCUCCUCGUUUUCCUUUCCGUGAUUAUCAUUCUUUUCUUCCUUUAUUUUUGCAUACCUUUCUUCUUCUUCUUCUUCUUCUUCUUCUUCUUCUUCUUCUUCUUCUUCUUCUUCUUCUUCUUCGAAACUCCAUUGUUUUACUUCCUUUUCAAUUCCUUCAUAAUAUUUUCUUUCUUUUUAUCCUCCGCUUUUUCUACUCAUUCUUAUUUUUCUUUAUCCCUUUCGUCUUUCACUUUUGUUUCGAUCUUUUAUUUUCUUCUUCAUCUUCCUCUUUUUUCCUCUUUCUAUUUUCCUUCUUUAUUUUUCUCAUCUUCCUUCUUUCUUUCCGUUUCCUUUUCUUCCUCUUUUUCAUUUUUCCUUCUAUCUAUCUAUCUAUCUAUCUAUCUAUCUAUCUAUCUAUCUAUCUAUCUAUCUAUCUAUCUAUCUUCCAGUCUCUUCAUAUCUAUCUAUCUAUCUAUCUAUCUAUCUAUCUAUCUAUCUAUCUAUCUAUCUCUUCUUCUGUUCUAA
Messenger RNA from Acanthosepion pharaonis, 1308 nucleotides. The record is from the annotation of a GenBank genome assembly. NCBI's taxonomy places the organism in Eukaryota, Metazoa, Mollusca, Cephalopoda, Sepiida, Sepiidae.